AUGGCAGCCAGACUCGCAGCCGAGGAGCAAUGGUGCUCGGAGCGUCCGGAGGCGCGUCGGUGUUUCGGAAAUCUCGGAGGAGCAGAUGAAAUGCCGGGGAAUAUGAGGAAAGAGGACGCCCCGAGUCGGAGCGCUUCUUUGACGUUCACCAUCGACAACAUCCUCAACCUGAAGCAGCGGGACGACGGAGACCUGGACGGGUCAAAGGAGCAGAGGGACAGUGGAUGUAAGAAGGAUUUCCAAGCGCGGUGCGAUGAGGUGUGGGACGUCCGGAGGAGGCACGACAGCGGAGCAGAGGAGACAGCGCAAACGAAGCCCAGAGUCCAUCGUGCGGACCGCGGGGAAAACACACCGCCGCUGACCGCCGGCUCCUGUCCCGGGGCUCACAGCGCGCACACCGCCGAGGACGCGUCCGAGCAGCAGCAGCAACAACAGGCCGGCGCGGACACCAAAGCCAUGGUCAAGAAGAAAACGCGCACCAUCUUCUCCAAGAGACAGAUAUUUCAGCUGGAGGCCACUUUUGACAUGAAGAGGUAUCUGAGCAGCUCGGAGAGAGCGUGUCUCGCCAGCUCUCUGCAGCUCACCGAGACCCAGGUUAAAAUCUGGUUUCAGAACCGGCGCAACAAGCUGAAGAGACAGCUAUCCACGGACAUGGAGGGGCCGCUGGCCGCCGAGCACCUCUCGGACGCAGGAAAAAACGUGCAAUUACCGACUUUUUACAAAGACAGCAGUCUGUUGGGUGGAUGUUUGUUACCCAUGCCUUUCCCCGUUGUCUACCCGACUGCGAACGCCGCGCCUUACAUCUACUUCUCCAACACUGGCAAAUAUUUUGGCCUGUUUGACGCAGACUGA
This is a messenger RNA of Morone saxatilis (striped sea-bass), 852 nucleotides long. RefSeq names its product homeobox protein HMX2-like. Gene Ontology annotation, molecular function: RNA polymerase II transcription regulatory region sequence-specific DNA binding; DNA-binding transcription factor activity, RNA polymerase II-specific. Bases 1 to 852 code for a protein of 283 amino acids. Gene Ontology annotation, cellular component: nucleus. The record is from RefSeq and is a predicted model, not a curated record. Lineage: Eukaryota; Metazoa; Chordata; Actinopteri; Moronidae. Gene Ontology annotation, biological process: regulation of transcription by RNA polymerase II. The transcript has 3 exons.